AUGAAGUUUCACCUCGCCGUGCUGGGACUCACCAUGUCCUUCGGCCUCGUGGCCGCCGUGGACACCGACAAGAUCCGAGUCGACGACCCAAACCACCCAAUGAACUCCAAGAAUGCAAUCAAAGCAAAAGAAAGCAAGAAGAACUCCAAGAAGGCGGCAUCCUCCGGCACCGACUGCAAGUCCAAGUCGGCGAAAUGCAACCUGGUCAAAUGCGCCAAGACCAAGAUCUUCACCAACAGAGAGCUCAACGAGAUCAACAAGCGAGACCUGCUGGACCCCCGGGACGUCGACUUCUCCUCCAUCGACACGAGGGAGGUCAGCGUCAGCGACCUCGUGGCCCGGGAAGAGUUUGCGCGCUACGACGCCGAGGACGUGGACGACUCGGUGCACUACUACCUCAUGGCCCGCGACAUCAUCGACGGGUCCGACCUGGCCAGCGGCUACCGGACGCUGACCCGGCGCCAGGGCUCGACGGCGACGUACAAGUUCUGCGCCAAGGAUGGCGCCGAGAUGAAGUAUGCCACGCCGGACUUCCCCGACGGCAACGACCUGUAUGACGCCGCGAAGUGGGAGGAGUGCCAGAACUUUGAUCUGUCCAACAAGGGUAGCGACAAGGGAGGGGAUAGGAAGGUCGUCGACGAGCAUGUCCUGGAGAGGCAGCUCUUCACCAUAUUUGCGGAGAAGAAGAUGGAGGGCAAGAAGAUCAAGAUCGACAACCAGGAGAAGAACAUGUGCAACUACAUGAAGGAGACUUGGGCAGACAGCAAGAUACUGAUAAACAAGCGGACUCCUCUGGACUCUGUUGGCUUCGCCUGGCCCAACAGGAACGAAGACGGCAAGAAGGAAAUGAAGAGGCUAGAGAGGAACAUUGAUGCAGUCAAGGCUCGUGCCUUCGGCAAGGGUGAGAUCAUGCAGAAGGGAGUCAUCAAGUCCCUCAUCAAGGGAUUCAGAGGGAAGAACAGGGUCGUCGCGACCGUCAAGGCUGCCAUCUUGGCGGCCAAAUACAUGGACGAGAAAGAGAUCAACGAAAUCUACUACAAGCAGGGCAAGCGUGUCGCCGAUGCGCUCAAGAAGGCCGAGGAGGAGGUCGCGAAGAACACCAAGAAUUACCAGUCGCAGAAGUACGACGAGCUAUGGCUCACGUUCCUCAAGGAGCACACCGACGAGGUCAACAAGAAGCUGCGCGACUUCAUCACCAAUACUACCAAGCUGCUGAAUGCACAGGUCAAGAAGGAGGUGGCAAGGAAGACUACCAAGAAGCAAACAAAGGCCAAGCUCAACGCUGUCACUGCGAUCCUCAAUGAGGCAACGAAAUACACCAGCUCCAAGGAGGGCAAUCUUUUCAAGAACCCUUUCUGA
Molecule: messenger RNA, 1359 nt
Organism: Clonostachys rhizophaga
Lineage: Eukaryota; Fungi; Ascomycota; Sordariomycetes; Hypocreales; Bionectriaceae
Source: the annotation of a GenBank genome assembly